AUGUCGCUGACAACUCUGCCCGUUGAACUCUGGCAAAACAUCGCGCUUCAAGUUGUAGCAGAUGUCAUCUCGGCUCGCGACGUCCGUUUCGAUUCCUUAGCCUUACCUGAUAGUCUAUGCGAGCCGCUCGCGCCUACUUCAUUUCGCUAUCCUGGAGAGUUUGAGGACUCCGCUCAGCUAAGGAUGAAACGACCCUACGGAUCCCACAUCGAAGCUUGUGCCUCAGAGAUAUCUUCCGGUCCUGUUGCGGGCCAGGCUCUAUGGUACAGCAGCAGCGACGAUCCCUCACCGACUUCUACAGUCGCUUGCUUGCUAGCCAUCGAUCGCCUCCGGAGGCAUGCAUUGUACGAUCUACCGGAAUUCUGGGAGGGCGUCGCGCUGUUGAUUCCGGCUGCAACGUCUCAUGCGCUGAAAUGCACAGACCGGCGACCGGCCAUUCCCUUGGACUUUACAUCCCACCUCCUCCUACGCCCUUGCAUAUUGGGGAUGUUGAAGUCGCAACUCUCCAAGGUGACUCGCAUCGAUGUCGCCAUUUCCGUCGAAUGCUCGGGCAUUUCCAACACGCCUCGACUCCUUGGACAAUGGCUGGGUGAUCUCCCCGAUAGCGAGCUGCAACAUCUUGCGCACCGUUAUGCUCUCGGCGACCGGCUGAACCGGUCUCGCAUACACCAUUACAAGCACCACAAGGUUCAGGUUCAGGUCGCGCUGAACCCUCCCUUCGCCUUGUAUGGUGUCGCGCUUCGCAGGUUGAAUCUCGCUGCAGAUAGAUGGGAUCAUGCUAUACCAGGCCACGAACUGGUCCUCCUUCUCAGCCACUGCCCAUCGCUAGAGGAGCUCGCGUUGCAGAUGGUAUUGGCUUCCUCAAACGAGACGGCCGCCGUGGCAUUACCAGUAUCUCUGCCCCAUCUUCGUUAUUUUCUUCUCUGCGGGCAACUUGAGGAAUGGCAGUACCUGUGGCCAAAGCUCACCAUCCCAGAGACGGCUUCUGUUCACGCCGACCUCAUACUCCCACGACUGGACAUAUUCUUCCAUUCUAUCGAUCGCUUCAUUGCAGAGGCAACGGUGGAUUGCCUGAGUGGGCCAGGAUUUCCAUCAUGCCGGGUCGUGAUUCUGCAUUACCAAACAAAAGCGCCUACCGACCAGCCUCCCGACGACGAGUCCCCAGAGCUGGUGACUUUCACAUUCGCCGCUAGUGAAGAAGAGGCUUGGGCGGAGAAGAAUCCGGUGCACCUGUCUCGUCAAUGGACAUUCACCGCCCGGUUGCCUGGGAGUGUUCUCGAAACGCGUUACCCGCCGGGCCCGGCGGAGGACGUGAACGUUGGACAGAUUGCAAGCCAUGAGCGUCUAGUAAGCGUGAUAUGCGGGGGCAUUGCAAAGUCAUCUCCUCAAGUCCCGUCCGUGGAUCUGGAGACUACCGAGGUCUUAAUCAUAAAGGCCGGCGGAAGGCUGCGCCCAAUGGUCGAUAUCUACCACCUCGCGCCCUAUUUCCCCAACUUGAAGACCCUUGUCCUGUACGGAGUCAUUGACGACGACAGCUACGCUCUGAAGAACACCGUACGCGAGCUGAGAGCUUGUAUGUGGAAAAACAUGGAGCAUGUACGUCUGCCAGACUUCGAGGGGUCGGGGUGGUAUAUGGGAGGGUUUGAGGGACGGGAGGGAUGGGAAGUGCGAUUUUCCACUUCUUGGUCAGACGAUGACAGUACGUAUAGCGUCAAUUCUCAGGUUGCCUUGGAUGAGAUACAUGAUUGA
Peniophora sp. CBMAI 1063 is the source of this 1749-nucleotide messenger RNA. The record is from the annotation of a GenBank genome assembly. NCBI's taxonomy places the organism in Eukaryota, Fungi, Basidiomycota, Agaricomycetes, Russulales, Peniophoraceae.